Molecule: messenger RNA, 2532 nt
Organism: Epinephelus lanceolatus (giant grouper)
Lineage: Eukaryota; Metazoa; Chordata; Actinopteri; Perciformes; Serranidae
Gene: mbd3b
Product: methyl-CpG binding domain protein 3b
Biological process (GO): negative regulation of transcription by RNA polymerase II; DNA methylation-dependent constitutive heterochromatin formation
Cellular component (GO): nucleus
Molecular function (GO): methyl-CpG binding
Source: RefSeq, a predicted model, not a curated record
GUACAUGCAUACAUUACAUUAAAGUUUUAAAACUGAGUAUAAUUGAUUUAGUGUCAGACUUUGGCUCAAACCGUGUAUAUAUUUCUAUCACCCGUUUGAUGCGUUUAAUUCCGUGACAAAUCUGCAGUAACUUCCUGUCUCUUCCUGGCUGCCUCACCGUACCUUGACGCCGCCGCGCUGCCCUAUGUUUUCCUUGCGGAUGUAGCCCUCGUGCCCCGGCGAGACAGGCAGGUAGUGAUGUGGCCGAGGUCCGCGGCGGAGCGAUCUGCGCGACGACAAAGAGAUGAGAUGUUGUUAGCAGGGAGAUCCCAUUACAGAGGACGCAUGUUGUAAUAUGGUCGAAACAAAGCAAUAGGCCUGCCAUCCAAAAACAAAUCCUAAAAUCCAAUCUGGUUAUCCGCAGUAACUUUUAGUGGAUUUAUAGGCUACUCGCGUGGGAAAUGGAGAAGAAAAGGUGGGAUUGCACUGCUCUCCCCAAGGGCUGGAAAAUGGAAGAAGUGACCAGAAAGUCGGGUUUGUCAGCUGGAAAAAGCGAUGUCUAUUAUUUUAGUCCAUCUGGGAAGAAGUUUCGGAGCAAGCCUCAGCUGGCCCGUUACCUUGGUAACCAGAUGGACCUCAGCUCCUUUGAUUUCCGCACAGGGAAGAUGCUGAUGAGCAAGCUGAACAAGAACCGGCAGAGACUGCGCUAUGAUAACAACAACCAAAACAAGGGCAAACCUGACUUGAACACAUCACUACCAGUCAGACAGACAGCCUCCAUCUUUAAGCAGCCUGUUACCAAGGUUACCAACCACCCAAACAACAAAGUGAAGACAGAUCCUCAGAAAGCCGUUGACCAGCCCAGACAGCUAUUUUGGGAGAAGAAACUCAGUGGUCUUAAUGCUUAUGACAUCGCAGAGGAGCUGGUCAAAACAAUGGAACUGCCUAAAGGACUACAAGGUGUCGGUCCAGGCUGCACAGACAAGACUCUCCUGUCAGCUAUUGCAAGCGCUCUGCACACCAGCGCCGCUCCCAUCACCGGCCAGCUGUCUGCAGCCGUGGAGAAGAACCCAGGAGUCUGGCUCAACACCACACAGCCGCUGUGCAAGGCCUUCAUAGUCACUGAUGAGGACAUCAGGAAACAGGAGGAGCUGGUAUACAGUGUGAGGAAAAGGCUAGAGGAGGCACUGAUGGCUGAUAUGUUGGCCCAUGUUGAGGAGGCUGCCAAUGACGGAGAGGCUCUGAAGGAGGAAGGUAACGGCAGUGAAGAUAUGGAGAGCGUAUAGCACAGGGUUUUGUUCGACACCUGCACACACACGACCAUGAACAGUAGGAGCCAUACAACAGUCCCGCCCUGAUGAACUGUCCCCGAGUAUCUGCGUCCAACUUAAACCGUAACCUGACUUACACCAGUCCAGUGCAACCUAAAGAAGUCUUCCCUUCACCUGACCCCGAAACACUUGGAGUCUCAAAUGCAUCACUUCAUCUUUAACUCCACUGGAUGGGACUCCUUGACUUCAACUGCAAUUAAAGUUACUCAGUUUCUAAGCUUGAUUGAUUUUUGACGAGGAAAUUUUUACAAAAUUCCCAUGAACUUUCCAAUAUUAAUAAUAACUUACCUACAGUGUCAAAUUCAGUGUUCGAUGAGAAGCGUUUGAGCGUUUUUUUACUGAAAGGCUUUGAAUGGGUUUGUAUUUUUGUGACAAUCAUGUCAAAUCCAAACAUUUUAUGUCAGCAAAACGUCAACCUGGGUGCUUUUUAUUUUUGGUUUGUCACGGGCAGAUUGGAAAUGAAUGUUUUGUAUUGUUGGCAUGCCUCACCAGUCGAGAUGUGAACCAAGUUGAGCUAAUUUAAAUCGGCCACAGUGCGGAUGUUAUGAAUGCAGAAGCUGUAGUUUUAAUCCCUUGUAUAUACGUUCAUCGGAGUGAACAGAGUCAAGUUUUUAUUGUUGUGAUUUCAAGGAAAUAUUGUACUUCAUGACGGCUGUGUCAUCCCGUGAGUCAUGUUCAGUAUUAACCAAAGAGGAGACGUGUCAUUUUGACGAGGGUCGUUCUCGCUGUAACAGACAUCUGCUUGGUGUUUUACCGUGAGCGAUUAUAUCGGCUCUGUUGUUGUACAACUAACCACAAGGAGAAAGUACACGUGAUGGGGCACAAUGGGAAAGAAAUGACUUGAAACCUCUUUCUAUUGUACAAUGAUAACUGUUUUUAACUCUUCAUCAUUAUAGGUGCUUACUGACGUUGUGAAACAUGGCUGUCCGGGCUUUGUUUCUGUCACGGUUUAAUGUGUCAAUGUUACCACACACAUGCUGCCUCCAUGUAAACCCACGCACAAAACUGACGACACGGCAAAUUACGGUUAAGACUAGUUUUAAUGUCAUUUAUCAUCUGAGGAGUAAUGAUUUUGUAUUUUAUUUUUAUCCCUGUCUGUCGAGGUUUUUUGGUGAAUAAUGUAUCCAGCUGAAAUCAUUUAAGAUCCCUUCUCAAUGUCAGCAGGCUGAUUGCUGAAAUGAAUUUGAUUGUAUUACUUAUUAAAUGAGUCCGUAUGUCAUUA